Messenger RNA from Leptinotarsa decemlineata (Colorado potato beetle), 3211 nucleotides. It is a transcript of the gene kek3, whose product is annotated as leucine-rich repeat, immunoglobulin-like domain-containing kekkon 3 protein. Gene Ontology annotation, molecular function: protein binding. NCBI's taxonomy places the organism in Eukaryota, Metazoa, Arthropoda, Insecta, Coleoptera, Chrysomelidae. The record is from RefSeq and is a predicted model, not a curated record.
UUCCACUCGAGAUCGUUUCAAGCAAAACUACAACGGAUAAAUUCGUGGGAAUGACAAUGUCGUGAAGAAGAGGAAUUCUAAUCAACGGGAAAUAAGGUUGAAUCAUCCCACUACUUCCUCUCCCAAAGAUAACAUGGAGACUGAAGAUGAAGAAAACGACGACAACAAAAUCAGAUAGACAACCACCAACUCCUUUCAAGAUGUCACAUCUGACACUACUCGCCCUGAUGGUCCUCAGCUGUCUUCUUCAACCAUCCCUUGCAGUCUGCCCCAUCCUUUGCGAAUGCAAAUGGAAGAGCGGAAAAGAGUCUGUAGUAUGCGUUAACGCAACCCUAACAGUAAUACCGCUCCAACUGGACCCUAGUACCCAGGUGUUGGACUUGACGGGGAAUAAUAUAGUAUCCAUUAGACACGAGGAAUUCAGCAAAGCUGGCUUGGUCAACUUACAAAAAGUAUACAUCACGAGGUGCAGGCUUAAAACGCUGGAGAGGUAUUCUUUCAAGUAUCUCAUCAACUUAGUUGAGCUGGACCUGAGCUACAAUGCUCUUUCUAAUGUUCCUUCCCAUACUUUUGAAUCUGUCACAGAGCUGAGGGAGCUGAAACUGAACGGCAACCCCAUCCAAAAAGUUUUCAACGAUGCUUUCAUGCACAUUCCGCAACUUAUAAGACUGGAAAUAUCUGACUGCAAAAUAUCCUUGAUAGAACCGAGAGCAUUUUCUGGCCUGGAAAAGUCACUGGAGUGGUUGAGGCUGGACAACAACAAGCUUUUCGAAGUAGCUGCGAGAUCUUUCACGAAGCUUCAGAGUUUGCACGGUUUGGAGCUGGCUGGGAAUCCCUGGAACUGUUCUUGCUCUCUCAGACCUCUGAGGGAGUGGAUGCUACGGCAGAAUGUUCCGUUUGGGGUACCACCGAUGUGUUAUAGUCCCAAGAGGUUACAUAUGAAGUCUUGGGAUAAGCUAGAGCUAGACGAGUAUGCUUGUGUUCCUGAAAUUUUUGCUUACGACAGUAAGGCUCAUGGAAUCGAAGGAAAAAAUGUCACCAUGACAUGCAAGAUAGCUGGAGUACCAGAGCCUAACGUCAGGUGGAUGUUGAAAAAUAAGGUGAUAGCAAAUCUCUCGGGAUCUUCAAUAGCCGGAGCCAAGAAGCUCUACAUAGUUCACCUCACCAACAGCUCCAGCGACCUCACCAUAUUCAGUGCAGACCUCCAGGAUGCCGGAACCUACAUCUGCGCAGCAGAAAACAAAGCGGGGAAAGCAGAAGCCAGCGUCACGCUGGCCGUUUCGAAGAAACCCCUUGAAACCGGCUUCUCCAACAAAGCGCUCAUAGCCAGCGUGAUCACGGGCAUAGCUUUCGUGCUGAUAUCUUGCCUCAUAUCGCUGUGCAUCUGUUCAGUGCGGAAAAAACAAGUGCUCAAGUGGCGGACUCGCGAGUGCAGACGAGAGGACAACUACGAGAAAAUCGAGAUGAACCACAAGGUCGUCGUCAAGGUCAACGGUGGUGUGAGUGCGAGUCAGGAGCUGCCGGUUGUGGUAGAGAGACGGAAUGGAGAGUACAGGGUAGUUCCAGGCGGAGAGCUCGACCAGGAGGGCGAGGAAGAGGAGGAGAGCAACGUGGACGCGUCGUCUUCUGGGCGGAAGGGGUGGAGCGGGGAGGUGAAGGGUGGCGAGAAGGGGUGGAACUCACCCGAGCAUUUGUUGGAUCCCGAGGAUCUGCACAUACCGAGAAGGACCAUACAAGAAACUAGAGACAACAUCAAGAAACCUCCAAGUUCGACGUGUGGUACAUAUAAGCAGUUCUCCCCGUCGUCUUCUUCAGUAUCCAUAUCGCCGUCAACGCCCCUCCAUGGCGCCCCCGUAAGGCGGUACGUACCCCCAACAGCCGCCUCGUUCGCCAACAAGGAACUGUCGAGGGUAACGGAAGACGCGGAAAAACAGUUUCCCGACCUCCUGGAGAGUUCACCGAAGAACAGAUUUUUAGAAAAUAAGUUUUACUGUGUCGGUUUGAAAGCCGCGAGUGAGGGGGGUAGUGUUUCGGACAUCAACGAGAUUUUUUGCACGCUGCCUAGGAAGAAGGAUCUGGCGCACAGCUCAAGGUACAGGAGCUGCGAUAGUCAGUCGCCUUUGUUGCCGGAUAGUCGAUAUGGUAGCAGUGGUGGAGAGAGCUAUCUUGGUAGCCAGGACAACGGUCAUCGGCGCAUGUCAGACUUCCAGAAGUCCCCCUUUCCCACGAAUUUGAACAGAAACAGAGUAAAUAGGAUUUCGAACAGUUAUUUGAACCUGACGAGGGAGGACAGUCUUUCCAGUCCAAGAGAGAUCCCCACCGAGCUGAACGCCACCCCACUCUUAGACGUCACUGGUCUCGAGAGCCGCAUUUUGUUCAACAAAAGAGAGAUGACGUCAUCUCCGGCGACAAGCACCGCUUCGAAUACGACUUCCUACGACUAUCACGCCGCUCAGCUGGAGAGAUUUCUCGAGGAAUACAGAACGCUGCAGAAACAAUUAACAAAAAUGAAGGAGACGUGCGACAAUUUGUGCCAGGAGAAGGAGAAGGAACAGAAGCCAAUCAUCUCCCCAACAACUCCCUCUUCGUCAUCUUUAAACAACUCAGCAAACUUAGCAGUAUCUCCGAAUUCAACACAGUCCUUAGAAGACUCAGUUGACUUUAGAAAUUUUGAAAGUGAACUAACUAAAUAUCUCAUUUCUAAAAAAUUGUCUCCAAAUACAUUCGACUCCACGUAACUAAAAUAGACUUGAUUAUCAGUGGAAUAUAGUAUGUCAGGAUUUGGGAAAUCUUGAGAAUGUCACACUAGAGAAACAUGUCUCGCUUGAAACCACAUGGAAAACUGUUCUGCCGUACAAUUUGAAAAAAAUAUUCUACAUAAAAAAUCUGCAAAGAAUGGAAACUGAAAUGCCAACAUCGAAUAACAUAUUAUCUGUGAAAUGUGAAAUUUUGCUCGAUACUAUGGAAAUUUGUUGUCAGAAUAAGUUCGUUUGAAUUGAAAAUCUCGCUCAAGAAUGCAAUUUCUAUUAUUUCACGCUAACUCACGGAAGGCUAACAGGUCACCAGAAUUUCAAUGAAUUCUCCUCAUUUCUCUAAACUCAUCCUUAUAAUAACAUCGAAAAUUCACCUGUAGUUAUGUUUGUGAGGAAGAAACAAAAAUCAUAUUAUGUUUUCAAUAAUUGAGAGACAAAAUCAUCAUUGAAAUCAACAA